AUGGCAGAAGUAAUAGAUCCCUUAGUGGCAAGACCUUCGGACUCGUCCAGCGCUACGCCAGCAGUGAAAGCGGCUUCCAUUGACCCUCUAUCAAAACCAGUCCACUCGAUCAUUCUCGACUCCUCCCCACUUCUAUUCAAUACACCUACACUUUCGACACUUCUUUCACAAUGCCAUGUCCUCGUCACCACCCAGUCCGUCAUAUCUGAGAUCCGCGACCUUGACGCUCGAUCACGUAUCGACAACCUCUACCUCCCGUUCCUGCAGAUAAAAUCACCCAAACCAGAGAGUAUAAGAUUUGUGAAGGAGUUUGCGCGCAAGACAGGUGAUGGCGCAGUAUUAAGCGGAACAGAUAAUGAGAUUUUGGCGCUCGCUUAUGACUUAGAAUGUGAAAGGAAUGGAGGCGAUUGGAGGCUGAGAAGGGUGCCGGGCCAGAAGAUGGUGAAUGGGAGUAAGCCCUUUGCACUUACUGAGCGGUCGAAGGAAGCAGGCAGCGGGAGCGACACCACUACUCAAGGCCACAAUUUCCAGGAUGUGACGGAGGAGUUGCAGGGAGUCAAGCUACAAGAGGUGAUAGAGGAGCCACUGCAAUCAAGCAAAGAAAGGGAAGCAAGCCUAUCAACCAACGAGGCACUACAAGAUGCAGAAGAGGACUCCACAUCCUCAGAAUCCGAUUCGGGGGGUUGGAUCACACCAUCAAACAUCAAGAAACACCAAGCCAAAGAUUCAAGCUCACUCCCGUCCUCCAGAAAGGCAGAAACGAAGACUCUACAAGUGGCAACUAUCACCGCUGAUUUUGCAAUGCAAAAUGUUCUGCUGCAAAUGAAUCUUAAUCUGCUGUCUCCGAAAACCUGCAAACGCAUCAGUCAACUUAGACAGACUAUUCUCCGCUGCCACGGCUGCUUCACUACCACGAAAGAGAUGGAUAAGCAAUUCUGUCCAAGGUGCGGAAAACCAACAUUGACCCGCGUUAGCUGUACGACAAAUGACAAAGGCGAGGUCAAACUGCACUUGAAAGCCAACAUGCAGUGGAACAACAGGGGGAAUGUGUUCAGUAUCCCUAAGCCUGUAAGUGGGAGGUCGAAUCGGAAGUGGGCAGGUCCAAAAGAUGGAGGCGGUAAAAGUGGUUGGGGAAGGGAGCUUGUGCUGGCGGAGGACCAGAAGGAGUAUGUCAGAGCGAUAGCUGGUGGUGGACGGCAGAAUCAUAGUGAGAAAGAUCUCAUGAACGAGGAUUACUUGCCAUCGAUCCUAAGUGGGGAGAGAAACGGAGGAGGUAGGAGGAUACGCAUUGGAGGCGGAAGAAACAUCAAUGCGAGGAAGCGAUAG
This is a messenger RNA of Endocarpon pusillum Z07020, 1326 nucleotides long. RefSeq lists its product as uncharacterized. The record is from RefSeq and is a predicted model, not a curated record. Gene Ontology annotation, cellular component: preribosome, small subunit precursor. Gene Ontology annotation, biological process: maturation of SSU-rRNA; ribosomal small subunit biogenesis. Bases 1 to 1326 code for a protein of 441 amino acids. The transcript has a single exon. Gene Ontology annotation, molecular function: RNA endonuclease activity. NCBI's taxonomy places the organism in Eukaryota, Fungi, Ascomycota, Eurotiomycetes, Verrucariales, Verrucariaceae.